Molecule: messenger RNA, 1158 nt
Organism: Dromiciops gliroides (monito del monte)
Lineage: Eukaryota; Metazoa; Chordata; Mammalia; Microbiotheria; Microbiotheriidae
Gene: USP50
Product: ubiquitin specific peptidase 50
Exons: 7
Coding region: 1-1158 (385 amino acids)
Biological process (GO): protein K63-linked deubiquitination; protein K48-linked deubiquitination; Ras protein signal transduction
Cellular component (GO): midbody; cytosol; dendritic spine
Molecular function (GO): cysteine-type deubiquitinase activity
Source: RefSeq, a predicted model, not a curated record
AUGUUCCCACAACAUGCAGGACUGGUCCAUCCAGGUGGGGAGGAGGGAUUAACCAGACAAUGUUACCAAGAAAAGAGAAGUCAUCAGUCCGCAGAAUGUACAGAUUCUAGUGACACCAGCUCCGUCAAAGAGUCUAGCAUGGCCCAGCAACACUCACAAGGUGUGACAGGUCUUCGUAACCUAGGCAACACAUGCUACAUGAAUGCCAUCCUGCAAUGUCUCUGCAGUAUCACCCCACUGGUGGAGUAUUUCCUUUCCGGAAAGUAUAUCACUGCUCUUCAAAAGGACUGUGGUGAAGCUGCCACUGCUUUUGCGUACCUGAUGACAGACAUGUGGCUCGGAGACUCGGAUUGUGUCUCACCCGAAGUGUUUCGGACAGCCAUUGGAAAAAUCUACCCAGCAUUUCUGAAAAGGACACAGCAAGAUGCUCAGGAGUUCUUGAUUUAUGUCCUGAAUGAACUUCAUGAGGCUUUGAAGAAGUUUCGCCGGAAAAAACCACAGGAGAAAGGACUUACUACAAAAUGCUACAGGAAGGUGGCUUCCAGUGAGUCCUCUAUCAUAACUCGGCUUUUUGAAGGGCAGCUUAAUUAUGACAUCGUGUGUUUGAAGUGUGAGAACUGUACUUACAAAAAUGAAGUCUUCACUGUCCUCUCCCUUCCCAUCCCAUCCGAAUGUGAAUGUUCCCUUCAGGAAUGUCUUGGAUGUUUCUUUCAACAAGAUACACUCACCUGGAAUAACCAAAUUCAUUGUGCUUUCUGCGAAUCCAAGCAAGAUGCAGCUGUCAGAGCUAGCAUAGCCAAAGCACCAAAGACGGUUAUUUUUCACUUAAAGAGGUUUGACUGUCAGGGUAGAAUGAAGAGGAAAUUAAGAACAGAUAUCCAUUACCCACUCAACAACUUGGAUCUUUCUCCUUAUAUUUAUCCACUUUUUCGGAAACAUCCUAAAUACAGCCUUUGUGGAGUGGUGAACCACUUUGGCGAUCUAGAUGGCGGCCACUACACAGCGUUCUGCAAGAAUACAGUCAGCCAGACCUGGUAUAGCUUUGAUGACACCCGAGUGUGUGAGAUUCCAGAUUCUGCCGUUCAGACUGCUGCCGCGUACCUCCUCUUCUACAGCUGUCAGCCCUUUUCUAUACCUACCCCAAAAUGCAAGUGCUAG